AUGGUGGAGGCGCUUCGACUUUUCGGCUUUGAAGAAAAAUUUCUUGCGCUAAUUCAACGGCUCCAUACCAAUACGACAGCACGGUUCUCAGUCAAUGGAGAGCUUUCUUCAAUUCGGGGAGUUCGGUCGGGUAUUCGGCAGGGCUGUCCUCUCGCUCCCCUUCUUUUUCUGGUGGUAGUAGAGGUAUUGGCAGUUGCAAUACAAACGUCGCCACAACUUCAGGGGCUCACACUUCAGGGAGCACAUAGACCCAGUCACAUCUUUUCGGGGUUUGUCGACGACUCCACAUUAUUUCUUCAAAAAGCAAGUUUACUACGACCGGCUAUGGAAAUUAUUACUGAGUUUGGACGGCUAUCGGGGUUGCAAGUGCAACCGACUAAAAGCCAAAUCAUAUUUUUAAAUACGGCUAUCCAUCAACUCACGUACCAAGGAAUUGCAGUGGUUGCUCCGUCAACAACUACGAGAUAUCUCGGAUAUCAAGUGGGGACAGGAAAGUUGCGAAAUAUUAAUUGGGCUCUCCGCAUCAAAAAUACACAGCGCCGCCUCCUCACUGCAACGCGAGUAUCGACGACUCUCGAGCACCGUGUCCUAAUACUCAACACGAUUGUUCUCCCCGGGAUUUUGUUUACAGCAGCAGUUUUCGAGCCCCCCGGCUGGGCGCUAAAACAAUUGGAUCACCUCUAUAAACAAUUUCUCUGGAAAUCGUCAAACAAGAUCGAACCUGGGAGACACAAGUCGCUCCAGGCCUACUUUACACUCCCCGGAAGGCAGGAGGAAUUGGCCUAG
Peronospora farinosa is the source of this 786-nucleotide messenger RNA. Lineage: Eukaryota; Oomycota; Peronosporomycetes; Peronosporales; Peronosporaceae. The record is from the annotation of a GenBank genome assembly.